GUACACACUCUGAGCUUCUUUUUUUUUUUUUUUUUUUUUUUUGGUCAGCAAUACCGUGUCUUCUCUAACGGGACAAGUUUAACCCUGGUGGAUAACGCCGUCCUUUCGGCUCGUCCAAUGUGAACAUCUUCACCCGGACUGAGGUCGUUUACUGAUGAUGAAAGGAUGAUGAUGAGGAUAAAGGGAGGAGGCCAUAGCCGAAGGUGUAGACCUCGCUAGAAUCCUACCUUCCCAGCAACUCCCCCCGUUCACCAUCACUAUCCUCAUCAUCCGCCGCUGCCGCUGCUAUCCAUCCCACCCAGAGGCAUGGCCAACCACCUGGAGCUGAUCCAGGAGCUGCAGCAGCUGGACAAGGUGCCCAGUCUGGAGAGGCUGCGGACGGCUCAGAAGCGCCGUACCCAGCAGCUGAAGAGGUGGGCCGUGUACGAGAAGGAGAUGCAGAACAAGAAGAGGAAGGCCGACAAGAAGAGUCGUAAUUUAAACAGCCUUCAGCAGUCAGAGUCCAAGAGACGGGUGUCCUUCGCUGCUAGCGUUGCUCUUCUGGAGGCUUCAGCCAGGAACGAUCCCGAUGAAGUUCGCUACCUACUGAGGAACAAUGUGAGUCCAGAUCUCUGUAACGAAGACGGUCUCACUGCUCUGCAUCAGUGUUGUAUAGACAACUAUGAAGAGAUGGUGAAGCUGCUGUUGGACCGUGGAGCAAACGUUAACGCUCAGGACAACGAACUCUGGACGCCGCUGCACGCUGCUGCGACCUGUGGCCACGCAGGACUUGUCAAAAUACUCAUCACACAUGGUGCAGAUCUUCUGGCAGUCAACUCAGACGGAAACAUGCCCUAUGACCUGUGUGAGGACGACCCGACACUGGACAUCAUAGAGACGGCCAUGGCCAACAGAGGCAUCACUCAGGAGAUGAUCAAUGAGACACGGGCUUCCACAGAGAGGAAGCUGAUGGGAGACAUCCAGGAGAUGAUGAGAGUAGGAGAUGAGGUCAACCAACAGGACUCUCAGGGAGCCACGCUGCUCCACAUUGCAGCAGCAAACGGCUACGUUCAGGCUGCAGAGCUGCUGCUGCUGGAGGCGGGGGCUCGAGUGGACCUGAGGGACUCUGAUGGAUGGCAGCCUCUUCAUGCGGCAGCGUGCUGGGGUCAGAUGCAUGUGGCAGAGCUGCUGGUGUCACAAGGAGCAAGUCUCAGUGCUAAGACCUUCCUAGAGGAGACACCCAUCGAUCUGUGUGAGGAUGAGGAGUUCAGAGCCAUCCUGCUGGACCUGAAACACAAGCAUGACACCAUCAUGAAGUCUCAGCUCAAACACAAGACCUCACUGUGCAGGAGAACUUCCAGCGCAGGCAGUCGUGGAAAAGUGGUGCGGCGAGCUAGUUUGUCAGACAGACACAACUUGUGUCGCAAGGAGUAUGAAACUGAGGCCAUCGUGUGGAGGGGAGGAAGAGAGGAGAAGGAGAAAGAGUCUGAUCAGGACAAUAAUCAGCAGGUGAAGCCUGUCGUAGCUGUGGAGCCGCCAGACAAGCCCAAGACACCCACCAUCCUCAAAGAUGGCAGUGGCAAACAGAAUGGCCUCAUCACAACCACGACGUCCAUGCCACCUCAACCGCCCUCCAACGGCAGCACACCGACGCCCAGUAAGGUCGCAGUCGUCACUUCCCAGCCUUCGCAGGAGGACAUUGCGCCGAGGGAGCGCGCUCAGACGUUGUCAGAGUUAAAGAAGCAGAGGGCAGCAGCCAAACUGUUGAAUCACCCUUUGUUCAACGGCCACCUUGGCAACGGCUCAACAGACUCCUUCUCUGAUGCCAAAUUUUACUCUGAGGACCCUCGGAUGCCACUGGUCUCUUCCAACGGCAAUGCAGUUUACUACACGCCAGCCAGCGGCGAUCCUCCCCUCCUCAAAUUCAAACAGCCCUUGGAUGAGGAGCAGCCGAAGGCGCGGACCUGCUGCUGCGUGUCGUAGCUUCUUGAUCAUAUAACUGUUGACAAAACAGAAAAAGUACAGAGGAAAUGAGGAGAGGAAGAAAGAAAACAAAGAGUAAUUCUGUUUUUGACAUCCUGUUCUCUGUCCACUUUAAACUCGGUCCAGAAAAGUCACACUUCCAUUCUGUGCAAGUUCUCUUGCUCAAAGCAGGAAAAGAGCAGAAUCGAGUUGUUCAGAGGUACAGGAGAAACUGGUUCAAUGGGCCUGAGUACAUUGGUAGAUUCACCGAGAUUGGGCAUUUUUUGAAAUCAUGUGAAAAAUCUUGAUGCAGUGGAGUCGAGAAAUUCCCCAACAUGAUGCAUGUUCCGCCCUCAAACUGAGCUGGAAACAGCCCCUUUUUGUUGUAUUUUUUCAGCAAACUGUUUGCUAUCAGGUCAAUAAACAUUUUCAUGCAGGACAAAUUCACAGUUCAGCUGCAUCACUCUAGUUUUUGUCAUUUCUGAAUGUGCAGGAACACCAUGCUGGUGGGUUAAGGGAAGAUUGUUGAGGAACAGCAAAACGUAGCAUGACGUCUUUAAGUCUCCUUUGCAUUUAAACUGUCAAAGGGAAUAAAUACCAGAAAACAGUGUUAACUAAUGGAAAAUGUGUACUUCACAGUGGAUAACAAACGUAAAUCACCUGCACUGUUUAAAAAUGUCAGAAUAACAUGUUGGCUACAUUUCACCAUCCUCUUUUAUGACCCCUUAACUGACAGAUCAUGCUGUGUAUUUUCUAUAAUCCACUUUGUGCUCACCCCCAUAGAUAAUUUAAGCAAACUUGGUUGCUGUACAUUUCCUUAUUUAUGAGAUUAAUGUGUAAAAAACAUUAUGACUCUUUAAAGUUGAGUGUAUUUAUUAUUUGGAUAUGUGGAGAGUGUGAAUGCAGUAUGAGAUGAGCACCUUUUGACAUGGAAAGAAAAAAAAUCAAUCAGAUGAUGAAGAGACAUAAGUUAAUGUCCGACGUCUGUACAUGUUGUUAAAUACAAACUUGUCUUGUUAGGGUGGGGUUCUGUUUGUGUCUCAACGAAUAACAGUGUUAUUUGUUUUUAUCUUCUUUUUCCUGGUAGCCAUUGUGUGGCUCCUCUGUCUGCCACUUACUGUAUUUUUAUUAUCAGAGAUUGUUGUGAAUUACUGUAAGAGUUUUCAAAAGCCAAUGCUGUCAUUAGAACUUCCUAUAAUGGCUCAAAUUCAAAAUACCGACUUUCUAGUUAAAAUAAGACAUGCAAGUAAAGGAAUAGUGCAACAUUUUUGGAAAUACAGUCCUUGCCCUUCUCCACAUAACAACCAUGUAUCCAUCUAUCAGAUGGUACAUGAAUAUAUGCUACCACUUGAAGACCAAACAGUGGGGUUUUUUAAUUGCCAGAAAUAAUGCCAAAUUUCCUUUAUGUAAUUUAUUUGUAUAUGGUUCAAUAACUGUCAACAUGAUGGCAAUGUCACAGAUGCUUGUCAUUUCUCCUCUUUUCCUUUUUUCACCUUUAUAACCUUCAUUGUUUUGUACUUUACUUUUCAGAUACAAAAUAAAGCAGAUAUCUAUCA
This is a messenger RNA of Xiphophorus couchianus (Monterrey platyfish), 3497 nucleotides long. RefSeq names its product protein phosphatase 1, regulatory subunit 16B (gene ppp1r16b). Bases 307 to 1962 code for a protein of 551 amino acids. Gene Ontology annotation, biological process: regulation of sprouting angiogenesis; establishment of endothelial barrier. Lineage: Eukaryota; Metazoa; Chordata; Actinopteri; Cyprinodontiformes; Poeciliidae. The record is from RefSeq and is a predicted model, not a curated record. The transcript has 11 exons. Gene Ontology annotation, cellular component: cytoplasm. Gene Ontology annotation, molecular function: enzyme inhibitor activity; myosin phosphatase regulator activity; protein binding.